AUGGGCCAGAAGAUCUCCGGGGGCAUCAAGUCGGUGGACGGCCGCGGGGAGAGCGGCGGCGGCGGCGUGGGCGGAGGCGGCAGCGGCGGCUCCCCGUCCUACCGGCCCUCGGCCCACCGCCGCCGCCACCCCGAGCUCCGGGGCCCCGACUUCUCCAAGCCCACCCGGCUGGACCUCCUGCUGGACAUGCCGUGCGCCGGCCCCGACGCGCAGCUGCGCCACGCCUGGAACCCCGACGACCGCUCGCUCAACGUCUUCAUCAAGGACGAGGACAAGCUGACCUUCCACCGCCACCCCGUGGCCCAGAGCACCGACUGCAUCCGCGGCCGGGUGGGCUACACGCGGGGGCUCCACGUGUGGCGGAUCCACUGGCCGGCGCGGCAGCGGGGCACGCACGCCGUGGUGGGCGUGGCCACGGCGGAGGCGCCGCUGCACUCGGUGGGCUACACGGCGCUGGUGGGGUCGGACUGCGAGUCGUGGGGCUGGGACCUUGGCCGCAACCGGCUCUACCACGACAGCAAGAACCGGGCGCACGGCGCGGCGCCCGCCUACCCCUGCUUCCUGGAGCCCGAGGAGGCCUUCUCGCUGCCCGACGGCCUCCUGGUGGUGCUGGACAUGGACGAGGGCACGCUGAGCUUCAUGGUGGAGGGACACUACCUGGGCGUGGCCUUCCGGGGCCUGAAGGGCCGCAAGCUGUACCCCGUGGUGAGCGCCGUGUGGGGCCACUGCGAGAUCACCAUGAAGUACGUCAACGGCCUGGAUCCCGAGCCCCUCCCCCUGAUGGACCUGUGUCGGCGGGCCGCCCGGCUGGCUCUGGGGCGGGAGCGGCUCCAGGAGAUCGAGGGCCUCCCUCUGCCCCAGUCCCUCAAGAAUUACCUCCAGUACCAGUGACGCUGAGCUCCCCCCCCCCCCCCAGCACCCAGCCUGGCCCAGCGACCGGACAAGCACAAAGGGGGUCCCCCCUCCCCCCAAGAUCGACCCCACCCACUGGGUACCGCACAGUGAGAUUAUAUGCAUGGACGCAAGGAGGAGCUCAUAUGCGGAGGGCCAAGACCUCCAGGAGAUGUAUAGAUCUGCCCUGGAUGGACGGACGGACGGACGGACGGACGGACGGACGGACGGACGGAAAGGACUGCUGGCUGAACUUCCUCAUUGAUCACGGUUUCCAAGGAGUGGUUAAAGUAUAGUUUUUAUGAUGAACUUGGGGAAAGAAAACUAUUAAGGACUUUAUUUAAAUUAUUAUUGAUGGUAACUCACCGAUGUCUCGGAAUGCCCUUCUUGUGGGGAAACAGACGAACACAAACGAUGUGGUUGAAUGGUAAAGAAAGAAAGAAAGAGUGGAGUAUGUGGUGGGGGCCAUACCGCCAUCUACAGGAGAGAAGAAGAACUGCAUCCACGAAGCACACUAAUUGAACCCCUGGAGGCCUUUUGACUUAAAUCACUCUAUCAUUACCACUGGAUAUGAUUCUGAAAGGUCUUGUGUGAUGCAAGUGACAGCAGUGUAUGUCCAAGCCUGAUUGGCAGUAAUAGCACAGCGCCCAUCUGUUCAUGUGGGAAGGUUUGCCUUGACACUCGUCUUCUUUCACCCCAUUGAUUUGCUGCCCGAUCCAACAAGAAACAAUGUCAUACACAACUAUAGGCUUCAACAUUGAAUGAUCCGACCCCAUAAUGGCACCCAUGUUCCCCCGAAUGAGUAAACACAUUCCUUUCCGGUAGUUUUUCCACACAUUUACUGAAACCAACGUAUACCUCUCUAAAGAGCGAAUGCGGCCCACCUUAAGGUGAAUGUAAAGUGUGUGUCUUCACGUUUCGGCUGAUACACGUCGACACCAAAAGAAGGUGUUUCUGUUUGAAGGUGCAGGGACACGUUUGCAGUACGAGGCUAACCGGUUAGCCGACAGUUUGAUAUUAGUUUGACUUUAAAUGCCUUGCUAGCCAAGAUUUUGUUCUACUGUAGCAAUCCCCCCAGGGCACGGCCGUCUGCACUGACUGUGUUACAAGACAGCAGAACAGACCGUGUGGCAGAUGUGCUGGCUUUAUAGCCCGGUGUUGCGCACACACCCUCCUGUCAUCACGCGCUCAUGACCGCGGCCUGGCAGCAGAUCAAAACCAAUCCAUUCAGCUGUUUGUUCGACUAAAUUUGCGGUUGGACAAACGAGCAAAUUCAUGUUUACAAAGAAAUCCAUAGGAACCAAAUUGUACCAGGCCCCGCUUUUAGCAGUGAGGAGAGGCGUCUGACUGCAGCGCUGACGAUUCUUCCACAGGACAUUUCAGCCCCUUUACCGAGAAGGCACGCGGUAAUCCCGGGGUUGUUCCCCUGCCCAGUGGGGCGGCUGCAGUGUACCUACUGGCCUCACGCCCAUCCUCCUGUAGGCCUCGCCUCCCCUCCACCAUGCCUUAGAGGGCUGGAGCGCUGGUUCACAGUGCGUGUUGCUGGACCACCACCGAUAGCCCUACUCUAGUUACAUGUUUCUAUAUGCAAAUCCCAAUAUAACUUUUCUGUGGGGGGAAACGGAAAAGGAAACGAUUACUUACUUCUUCCUAGGGAUUCUGAAGGUGUGUUUGCGUGUAGACCUUGGAGAAUACCGUGGAAGGGUGUUCACACCUUCUGAGGGCCGGGUGUAGCAGGAAGUCACCUAACGCCACGCUGGUGGCACGUUAGGGACAAUGAAUGCACACAUACACUCACACACAUACACAUACUUGCACACGCACACAGCAUAAAACACACACUGUAGACCAAUUCUCUUUUCUUCCUGUUAAAGGCUCAUGUCACUUUUUUUUUCCUUUGUCUUUUUACAUCUGAGGUUGAAUCUUAUAUUAUUGUUAUUACGGCGUUUGUUAUUCUAUUAACUAUUUUAUUGUGCGUGUGGCAUCCGAUUGACUCCGAUGCAGAUAGAGCGAUAUGAAGUUGUUGUGAGGUUUAUUUAACUAGCUCCAGUACCGUUGUGUUUUUUAUUUUUUAAACAUGGUCCAAGUCGUCCGAUGUUAACCCUUGAGAGGAGGAGGAUGAUGAUGAUGAUGAUGAUGAUGAUGAUGAUUAUGAUGAGGAACGAUGGGGUGGAUAGCGACGAUGGUGAGAUGAGAAUGAGUAAAUUGUUACACCCAAUGCUGCUUCUAUUAUUAUUAAUCUUAUGAUAAGUCAUUGAUUUGUCUCCACCAGAGGAAGAGGGCGUUGAACUGACAGUUUUGUCUCCCAUCAGCAGACAUGAAAUGUGAAUAAAAGCCAAGUGACCCCAAGUGACUCCCUUUCUUUUUUCAGUAUUUUUAGUUUGCAUCCCAUCGUUCUUUCGGGCCCCUGUUCUUUUCCA
Molecule: messenger RNA, 3311 nt
Organism: Gadus chalcogrammus (walleye pollock)
Lineage: Eukaryota; Metazoa; Chordata; Actinopteri; Gadiformes; Gadidae
Product: SPRY domain-containing SOCS box protein 4-like
Exons: 2
Coding region: 1-891 (296 amino acids)
Biological process (GO): proteasome-mediated ubiquitin-dependent protein catabolic process
Cellular component (GO): SCF ubiquitin ligase complex
Molecular function (GO): protein binding
Source: RefSeq, a predicted model, not a curated record